This is a messenger RNA of Thermothelomyces thermophilus ATCC 42464, 1883 nucleotides long. RefSeq lists its product as uncharacterized. The coding region runs from base 274 to 1818 and encodes 514 amino acids. The transcript is spliced from 5 exons. The record is from RefSeq and is a predicted model, not a curated record. NCBI's taxonomy places the organism in Eukaryota, Fungi, Ascomycota, Sordariomycetes, Sordariales, Chaetomiaceae. Gene Ontology annotation, cellular component: protein farnesyltransferase complex. Gene Ontology annotation, biological process: protein farnesylation. Gene Ontology annotation, molecular function: protein farnesyltransferase activity.
GUGGUCUUGGCGCACAACCCGCAACGUCAAAAGCAGCUGGGGCGAGCCCAAUCACAACGCUCGGAAUGCUGCAAACACAUCUCAGGUGAGCUAUUCCGUAGUCCCCAAUUUCCAUUUGUGGCAUGACAGAAUAAUGUUAACAAGGAGGUCAUCACAACUAUUGUUCUCCGGCCUGGCCCCUCCUCGUGGGAGAAUCCAGUGAAUCGCAGCGUGCGCGAAAACAAAGCAAGACCUUCAAUGCGUCCAAGAGCCGUUGCGUUUCCGUGGAAAAAGAUGGCAGCGGCCCAGCAGCGACGUCCAUCAGCAUCACCAUCCCCGGCACUGCGCAGCUCGGAGAGCGAGAGAGAGGAGGAAGAGAUUGAGUUCGACAGGAAAGCGGCAGGGAUCAUGAUCCCAGACCUUUUUACCCAGUUUCCGCCCGUCCGGGACCCGCUGGUCACGGCUACGUCCACGGUCCAGGACGAGACCAUCGAGGCGUGCCUCCCCUUCCUGAGCGGAGAGGACGAGAACCUCCAGUACAAUGAGCACGGCGUGCCGCGGCUCGACCGAGACCGGCACGUCAGGUUUCUGCACCAAUGUCUGAGAAGGUUGCCUGGCCGCUUCGUGGCCGCCGACGCCAGCAGGCCAUGGUUCCUGUACUGGUGCCUGUCGGCCCUGACCAUGCUCGGGGAGGACGUCGCGUCCUACAGGGAUGCCAUCGUGGCCACGGCGCGCUCGAUGCAGAAUGAUUCGGGCGGGUUCGGCGGCGGCGGCGGGCAGCUCUCUCACCUGGCGACGACCUACGCUGUCGUUCUGUCGCUUGCCUUGGUCGGAGGCCAGGAAGCAUACGAGGUCGUCGAUCGGAAGGCGAUGUGGAGGUGGCUCUGCAGUCUGAAGCAGCCAGAUGGCGGAUUCCAGGUUUGUCUCGGCGGCGAGGAGGACAUCAGGGGGGCAUAUUGCGCAGCGGUCAUCAUCACGCUACUGCGCCUCCCGCUGGAUCUCACGCCCGAGUCCCCUGCAUACACGGGAGACAGCAGCGUAAAUCUGUUUACCGGAGUCGCAGAUUACGUACAAAGAUGCCAAACAUAUGAAGGCGGCAUAUCGGGUCAGCCAAACGCCGAGGCCCACGGGGCAUACGCCUUCUGCGCGCUCGGUUGCCUCGCGCUGCUAGACCACCCGGGCCGUAGCAUUUCUAGCUACCUAGAUGUUCCACGACUGAUAGCCUGGCUGUCGGCUCGGCAGUACGCACCCGAGGGAGGCUUCUCCGGGCGCACCAACAAGCUGGUCGACGGUUGUUACAGCCACUGGGUCGGCGGGUGCUUUCCCCUAGUCGAGGCAUGUCUCAACAGCAGCAGCAGCAGCAGUGGGCCGAUGGCCGCAGGCGGCCCGGCCGCCACAAUCACCACCACCACCAUCACCGACAGGCAUAGGCCGCCGCCGGCAGAUGAGAGCUUAUUCAACCGGGAAGGCUUGAUCCGCUACAUUCUCUGCUGCUGUCAAGACCAGACCAAAAGGGGGGGAUUGCGCGAUAAACCGGGAAAGAUGUCAGACGCCUACCACUCCUGCUACGUCCUCUCGGGUCUCAGCUCCGCCCAGCACCAGUGGGAGCUAGACGAGCUUAACGACGACAACGACGGUGACGACGACAGCAACGAGCUCAAAAAGGAAGGAGCAGCAGAGGGGGCGAUGGAAGCGGCGUGGGCGGUCCUGCCCUACCUCGACGGUCCACAGGUCUUUGACAGCAAGGAUCGCGUGCGCCCGAUCCACCCGGUCUACGCCAUCCCGCAGCCGUGCGUAAGGGCAAUGAAGGAGUACUUUGAUAGGAAGCAGGGUUUCUAAAGGGACAAUACCGACGGUGGGACCUAGCUCAGGUGAGUCUAGUAGCUGGGUUGACAUGGUGAGGA